ACACACACACACUCUCUUUCUCUCUCUCUCUCUCUCUCACUCCUCUCUCCCACACUCUGUUCAAUCUGGCACUGAGGAGGGGUAAACAAAGGAGGAGAUCUCAUUUGGUUCCUGAACUGUUGCAGCGCUCAGUGCUGCCACACACAAAUUUCUCUCUCUCUCACACACUCACACACACAUAUACACACAUACGCACACACACACACACACACACAGGGGUAUUGGCAGGAGAAGACCCUGAACAGUCCAGGACCGGUCUGGACUCACACCUGCCAGCACUGACAGAGCAGUGCUGAAAGAAGAAGAAGAAGAAGAGGAGGAGGAGGUGAUACGAGUGGAGAAAGGGACGAGGGUGAGGAGGAUAAGAGGAGUGUGUCGUUUCGUGUUCUGCUGAAUCCCCCCUACCCCAACCCCACUCCUGGAUCGAGCCCACAGCUGACGAUGGAGAACACAUGAGGAAGAGAGAAAGCUGCAGGGAUGCUCGUGGGGAAAAAAAUGCUGCUGAGUAAAGUUUGUGGAUAUUUCUAGAGGGAAUUUUUAGCCCUUGAACUUUGGGGAGGAAUCAGCGAGGACUGUGUGCAGACUGCAACGAGGGAAAAGCCUGCAGGUGGGACUUUGGACAAAAGGGCUUUUCCCAGCAGCAUGGCGGCCACCAUCCCUUCCUCCUGCCAUCUUUUCCUCUCCUUCUUCUUCUCCCUCCUUAUAACCCAGCCUGCCCUCACCCAGGACCCGCCUGUCACCACGAUGACGGUGACCAAAGGCGACCCGUUCAUCGUCCCCACCACACUGGCCAACCAGACGACUCCCAGCUUCGUGGAGACGACCCAAAACACCCCUCUGGAGACGGGGUUGUCCACGCCGACGAGCGGCGGGGACGCGGACGAUGAGGACGUCCCCCCGGCUGGCGGGACCCGUUGCCAGGGUUACUACGACGUGAUGGGUCAGUGGGACCCACCGUUCAACUGCAACGCCGGCGUCUUUCUGUACUGCUGCGGUACCUGCUUCUACCGCUUCUGCUGCCAGUUCCGCCAGCAGCGGCUGGACCAGAGCAUCUGCUCCAACUACGACACGCCCAUCUGGGCCAACACCGGCAAGCCCGUGGCCACCAUCACCGAGGGCCAGGGGGACCAGGACCGGGACCGCACGCACCUCAUCGUCUACAUCAUCUGCGGCGUGGUGGCCAUCAUGGUGCUGGUGGGCAUCUUCACCAAACUGGGCCUGGAGAAGAGCCGCGGGGGGAGCGGGGGAGGAGGAGGAGGAGCGGGAGCGGGACACGCUGACCUCAACUCCAGGACGCUGACAGACCUGCUGAAGCAGCAGGGAGGUGAGGUGAGCUCGGUGGAAAACACCACGGCCAGUUCGCCCAGCGGAGGGAGAGCCAACGGCGUCUCAGCCAGGAUUCUGCGCAGCAGGAGUGAACAGUACCAUCUGAAUAACUCGGCGUACGGGCCGUUUGGACAAGGGCUUCCGCACCCGCACAGCAACCACAGCACAGUGGGACUGAACAAAUACACCUCCCUCAAAGCUGUGGCGGACAGUGCGUCUCGUAGCUACUACAAGAGCUUCCCUCUCAUGGACUUCUCUCAAUACCAGCCUGUGGCACCUCCUGCCUUCCAGCCUGUACCAGUGCAGCCCAAAGAGAAGUCCUACAUCCACCAGCCCCUGCCAGCGCACCACGACCUCCACGCCCCGCUGUCCAUCUCCAUCCCCUCCAGCCAUCUGGAGCACGCACGCCUCCCCAAGACCACCACGCACCCACUCCUCUCCAGCUCGGCCUUCAAAGCCUGGGAGCCGAGCGGCCGCCACGUUCACAGGCAGACCUCCGCCCCGGGGCACACGACGUCCUCUUCCUCCUCCGUGCACGGCUCCACCCGAAGACACGCCUACUCGACCCGGAGGCAGCAGAGCAUAGAGAACAUGCCGGAUCUUUUCAACCAGCCCUACGUGGGGAUGUAUGGAGGAGCUGGAGGGGGGGCAGGGCAGGGGCAGCACGUCCAGGGGCAGCACCCAUCUCAACCAACCUACUACCACCACACCAGGCAGAAGAGCUACUCCACCCACAGCACGACCGAGGUGACCGUCUGAGUGCCAGCACCUCAGAGAGAUGUCUGCUGCAAUGUCACACAUACUAACAAAAGGCUUUGGUGUUAGCUAAAUGCCAGAGUUUGGGACAGUUGGCCCAACACAUGAGGAAUAUUAAACAGGGAGACACAUUCAGAUUUAAGAGAUGAACAGGGGAAACAGUGAGGUUAAGGCAGUACCACCACUUACAGAUUAAAGGACUCAGGUAGUAAAGGUUAUUAUUGGACUCGCAGGGGUCUUGUACAUCAUAUAAAGUAUAGAGACUCUACCAAGGUUGUUUAAAACCACUCUCAGGCUCCUAAAGGUCACACAGCCUUCACAGAUUCUCAACCACCACAGUGUUUGGAGCUAGUGUGGUUUCAGCGCAGUUGUACAGGCCUUACAGGAAUAUGAACAGAAGAACAGAGCAACAAAAAUCUUACUUGCACCACCUCUAGGAGCAGGAGCAAGCUUGAUUUUAUCCGCGACGAGUUUUUAUGUGUUGGUGUCGAGUCAGAUUUGGCAGAAAUAAACAGAGAGAGUUCUCGUUAGCCGAGAAACUCUGGUUGCGUUUAGGUACAGUCGGUCAUCGGAACACGCAGCUGCAAAAUAACAAACCGGCUCACAGUCAGGUUUGGACGGUAAAAAACAUUCCAGGCUACACUUUCUGAAACGGUCAAUUCAAAGAGAUAUUUACUGUAUAAACAUGCAGCUAUUGUCAUUCACUACAUUUGAUGUAAAUGUGGUUUUUAACCUUUAAGUUCUAUGUGUGGUUCACCUACAGGCUGAAGAGUUAGACCUCAGGAACUAUUCACUUUGCAUCAAUAACUCAUAUGUUCUUCCACACCCACCCACAGCCCCCUGUCUUUUAAAGGGAUAGUUCAACAUUUUGCUUCGACUUAAAGAAGAAGAUUGAUACCACUCUCACAUCCAGUCAGCAGCCAAUUAGCUCAGAAUUAAGAAUAGAUUUAACAAUCAAGAUAUAAUGUGAUAAUUAAUGAGCUUUAGAGGUGCUGUGAGGAGGAUUGAGCUACUUUUAGACAGAGCCAGGCUGGCUGUUCUCGAUACGAGUCUUAUGCUACAGCUAAGUUAGCCAGCAGUUAGCUGUAGCGUACAGACAUGACAGUGUAUCAAAUCUUCAGAUCAAACUCUUUAUAAGAAAAUAAAUAAGUCAUUCUUUUACAAAAUGUCAAAGCUAAACUGAUUAAAUUACAACAGGGGCAUUAGUGAGCUAAUUACUGCAGAAAAUGAGAAGAGAAACAUGGUGUAAAAAGGUAAUGUCACCAUGGAAAUCCCAGGAAUAAUAAUAAUAAUAAUAAUGCAUUUCAUUUUUCAGCAUCAGGAUUUUUUUUCUCUAAAAUUGUUUGCAGUGGUGGUUGAGACAUUUGGAAAUGCUUCACAGUUUCAGUGGGUGAGCUUUUUUUUUUCUGCCAAACACUAUUAAAUCGGAUUUGGAAGUUCAAAAUCUCAGCAUCAGGACAAGAAUUUUAUAAAAAUUGUUGAUUGCAACAAAAUCUGGCCACACUGGACCUUCUACAUCCUCAAAAGCUGAUAACAUUUACAUCUCUGUGAAGCAGCAGCAACUUUUACUUAACUGAAUCACAGAAAAACGAUUCAGAAAAAUCAUCAAGGCAUUGAAAUUUAGAUUUAAUUUAGAAGAUUUAAGUUAGACGAGCUCCAUUUAAUCUAUAUCACGUACCAUUUAGUAACAAUAUAAUGAUAAAUCAUCUAAAGUUCAGGUCAUUUCCAGGCCUCAUAGAUGCCUUUUUGAGCAGUUCUUUGACAAGUUUCCUCCUGUUCUUCUUGUAAAAACACCUCUACUCUGUUGCAUCUCUCAGUCUACCUCCAUGAACAGCCGUUUGCUCCUCGUUCCUUUCUAUCCCCCCCCUCGGCCUCUCUCACCCUCAUUCCACGACGAAGCGCUUUGCAUUCUGUGCCAUCAGGCCAAGCACACGGGGACAAGCAUCCCCGGGGUCACAUUAACUCGACGGUGAGGACAAUGCCACCAUCAUGUCAGCUCCCAUCAGCCUCCAUCCCAACCAGAGAGAUGAAGAGGAGGGAGGAGAGGGACAGCGUUAAGAGCCAGAGGCUGGGACUCUUUAGAAAAGAAGAGAAAGGGAGGAGAGAGAAGAGAAAAAUAGAAAAAACAAAUGUACAGGGCUGCAUGUUUUCCUUCCUCGGGGGAAGGAAAGGGAAGGAGUCACUGUGGAUCUGGGUCUCUCUCUGCUGAACUGUCUGGGUCAUAACUCAGAGAGUGUGGACGCCUGCGUGUAACUUCCAACCCCCUGGCAGCAUUUGCAGGGGAAUUUGCCGAGGCAUUUCCACGCCCGGAGCGUUAGACAUUUCUUGUUUUGUCUCUGAAGGCUGGACAGCAGAGGACACUGUGCAGAGCUGUGGCUGCCGCUAUGAACACGCAACAGUUAAUGCAACGCUUCCACUGUACUUGUUGGUGACGGUUCAAAUCUGCAACACCCUCAGGAACUGCACAAUGAAGCAAACUGUUAGCGAUGAUUGCACACGCGUCCAGAAAUACUUCCAUAAGGUUGUGUAAUAAUAUUUGUGCUGAAAGAGCUGAGAGGAUUUUAUGAUGCGAUACUUUUUAUUGUCAAAGUGUGAGGUGGUUUCGCAGCAACUGAGAUGAAAGGUGACAAAACAUACAAAAUAUAUAUACACCUACAAGAGCUCAAGUCUGAGCUGCAGCGUUAACCUCCCUCACAUGCUUUAAUAUCACGUUGCCCAUUCAUAAAGUACAAAAUCUGGAGGCAUCCAUGAUCCUCCAAGCAACUAGUGAGAACUCUGUAUCACUGAAAUCUUCCCAGAUGCAGGACAUGUUAUCAAGGAAGUCUGGCAAAGUCAUCUACAUCUUUUUGGCCUGAAUUUAUAGAUUUGUUGGCCACUUAAGUGCAGCAGAAACAAGAUGUGAACAACACGCUUUUGCAGCAGAUACAAAGCAACAUUAUCAGUCACUUGGAGUAAUGUUGGAGUAACUUGACCUGAAUGUUUCUCCUUUCAGCUGAGGUUUAAUCUCUUUUAACUUCUUAAGCUUUCGCUGCUAAAUACCCGCACUAUGGCCACUAACUUUAACUGUCGGGUAGUUGACAGUUGAGCUUUUUCCCUGACAGGAGCUGCCGAUGAGAACUGUGAGCCUGAACCAAAACAGUGAAGUUGCAAUGAGCUGAAAGAUGCUAAAACAUGCAGCAGAGCAGGGUCAGGUGAAAAUAAUGAUAUACUGUUUUAAAAGAAGCUUUGAUUCCUCUUGAGGAAACCACUGAAGUUGCUUCAGGCUUUGGGGGAGUCUCCAUAACAGAUUAAGUCGUCUAAGUAAGAUUAUUGUGAUUUAAAAUUUGGUAUCUAAGAAGUAAAGCUUGAUUAAGGAUAGAAGUUAUUUUCAUGACACCAGCUGCAACACAGGAAGACUUAAAACUAUUUUUAACUUCAUACCUAAUAAACCACAGCUGCAGUCUGGAGAUGAAUUCAAAUUUAGUUUCUUUUUUUAAAGUGAGAGUCUAGUUCUCAUCAAGUAUUCAGAACUGUUUUAUGCCGUCAGGUGGCAGCAAAUAACUGCACAAUUCCUGGAAAAUAUGACUUUUGUCAAUAAGAGAAGAAGAGUAACAGAAAAUAGAAUAAAGUCUGCUUUCUCUCCCACUGCCAGAAUCUGUAACUUUUCAAAAAGAAAAGACUCUGACACUAGCAGACUAGUGAGUUUUGUUCAUAAGCCCCAGUUCCCAACCAGAUAGUUAAGGUUUGAUGAGAUACUCGUACUUUAACUAUCCACACAGUGUAUUACAACCAGUUCUGGUGGGUAGCGUGUUAAUAAAUGACACUAAGAACACUGUGACUGAUGUCGUUUUCAUCUCUCGGUCAGUGAACACAUCACUUCUCCUCUUGAUGCUUGAUGUUGUGAGUUUCAAAUGUUUAAGAUUUGCUGGUUUAGAGGCACAAAAUCAGUUUUUAUAAGCAAUAGAUUUAGUUCUUUGCCAUGAACAAGUGCUUCCAAUGUUUUUCUCAAUAUGAAAUCAUGCAUUUCCUGCACCUGAAACAACUGUAUCCCUCUGUUCUUUGUAGCUGAAACAAGCCUCUUUUUUCAUCUAUUUAAGAUAAAUGUUUAACAUCUUGUGUACAUUUUGAUUCAGUCUUUUUGAACAUUUUUUUUAGGUUUUCUGUAGUGAAAACAUCGUCUGAAAAUCAUGUGUAUCUGCUUUGUUUAAGAAUAUUGUGUAAAUAUGCUUAUUUAAUGGAAUUUCCUAUAUAUUUUCUUUAAAUAAGGGCUGUAUGAAAUAAGUCAUUUUAAGAGUAUUUAUUAUAAUUGCAGUUGAUGUCAGAUUUUAACAGAAGCUAUUAUUUCAUGUUGGUGAUUUCAGUAACAUGAAACAUAUAUAUUAGCUGAGUUGUGCAAUUUUCUGAUGUGCAAUAGCAGAGGUUACAGUAGGCCUGCUGUAUUAAAUGUCACAUUUCUGCAAUGAGUUUUCACAUUUGUGGCAAAACACAGUGACACAAAUUAACUGUAGUGUAGGACAAAGCAACCAUAGAGAGGACAGGUUGUCUAAACCAUUGAUAAAUAAACAACAGUGACUGACAAAUGGGACGUUGUGCAAAAGCCAGUGGUGGCGAGUAUGAAUAAGCUUUGCUGCAGUUUGUUUAAACUGGUUUGUGCACAUACAGAGAGGAGAGUGUGAUAUUUAGUGCUGUGUGAGGAUACUGCGCUCUCACUAUUUAACCGCAUUAAAAUCAUUUCUUUGCACCAAGUGAAAGGAGGGAACUCAUCCCACUUUGACACUAUGAACCUCGUCAAGCAAGAGAACACAAGUAUAAUAAAUGUACAAAUACUAAUAUGAUAGUCAAGUAAAUCGAAAGUGUUUUGAUGUGAUAUACAGUAUGUAGCAAAACUGUGUAUAUACUGUAUGUACCUGUACUUCUUCUUACAACAAAACAACUGAUUUAUACCCAAAAUGUUCUCGACAAAUGUUCUUUACAGAGGAUUGUUUAGUAACUGAUGCCACUUUUAAAAGAUGAAAUAUUAAAGACUGUAAAAUAAAUAUGAGGCUUUGGUUUGACUCGUGUUUUCACUCCAACAAGCAGCAGGUAGUGAACUGGAUCAGCUAAAUACUCAACGAAACUCCCUGCAGCCGAAAACUAGCAACAACUUGAAAGCAGUCAGUUCUUAGUUAAUUUCACCAAGAUAUCAACUAGGUAACGGAGCUCUGUUAAUAGUAAAUAGGCUGUGUGCUAUUGAUUGGAUCAGAGCCCAAAAGCAUUAGCUAUAAUUAAGUUAUCUACCGAGAGGAGAUUAAUUAAGCACAAGUCUUAAUCUCAUGAAUAGUUGAAGGUAAAUGUCUUAACAACAUGUGACAAUAGUUUCUCCCAGCUGGGAUCUGAAGCAGUGACAAUCACAAACAUGUCCUAGUAACCACUGAUUCACCCGU
Lates calcarifer (barramundi perch) is the source of this 7484-nucleotide messenger RNA. RefSeq names its product shisa family member 8b (gene shisa8b). Gene Ontology annotation, cellular component: postsynaptic density; AMPA glutamate receptor complex; dendritic spine membrane. Gene Ontology annotation, biological process: regulation of AMPA receptor activity; regulation of short-term neuronal synaptic plasticity. NCBI's taxonomy places the organism in Eukaryota, Metazoa, Chordata, Actinopteri, Centropomidae. The record is from RefSeq and is a predicted model, not a curated record. Bases 643 to 2085 code for a protein of 480 amino acids. The transcript is spliced from 5 exons.